Molecule: messenger RNA, 3060 nt
Organism: Acipenser ruthenus (sterlet)
Lineage: Eukaryota; Metazoa; Chordata; Actinopteri; Acipenseriformes; Acipenseridae
Gene: m1ap
Product: meiosis 1 associated protein
Exons: 5
Coding region: 1071-1934 (287 amino acids)
Biological process (GO): spermatogenesis; meiosis I; male meiosis chromosome separation
Source: RefSeq, a predicted model, not a curated record
UCACGAUUUUGGUGAAAUUUACCCAUUGCCGUGUUAUAUGUAGUUCCCCGUGAAAAUUCCUGUUGCUGAAAGAAUAGUGUAAAUAGGCAGAUUGGCUGUGCGAAGUCUGCAAUCUUUGCUGGGGAUUCCGGAGGGAGCAUUGCAUUGGCCUUGGCGCUCCUGUGGAUUAAGGAGGCAAAACCGUCAGGGACUGUUUCUCCUCAUCGCACUGCAGCGGACCCUACUGGUCAGGCUUCCAUUAAACUCAGACGGACACCUGCAGGGCUGGUCUUUGUCCACCAGAGGCCGGUUGCUUUUGAGUUCCUGGGUGUAAAAGAGGAAGCUGGCUUGGUCUUGGGAUCGGAGGAUGCCCUUCCAAAUUGAGGAGAAAAUCGGUGGUAAAAUAAUUGGGCACUCUAAAAAAUUUAAAUAAAAAACAACAGAGACAGUGUACGUAAUAUUUAAAGAUGGAAUAUGGCUUUACUUGUAUAAAUAAGGUGCUCAGUAUUCUUGUCUGCAGCAUUGCAUGUGUGAUUGCAUUCACAGUCUGCAGGAAAUUACUCUGCAAUCCAUUUGGAAAUCUUCACUAUAAAUAGCCAUUUGUUUACUUUUGUUCAUAACUUACUAAUUGUCACAAUCUGUUCCAUCACACUAUGCUGCCACUGUAUUCACAAAAACAUUUCUGGAAUCCAAGUAUAAAGUAAAUGGUAAAUACUCAUCGUGCAUGUGCACAGCUGAAAGUGCUGAACCCUAUUGCUGACAAUUACUUCAACACAUUAACCCCAAGCUUGUGUUAUCAUACAGUAUUUCUAUUUGGCAUCCUAACACCCAAGCUGGUGGGGUCAAAUCUCGGCUUGGGACCCUAACAUACAGUACAGUAUAUGGGCUUGCUCAUGCUAAUAGGGAUAAAUAAUGGGUUCUGAAUUAUACUUAGAAUUAUAUAUAGUAUUUGCCCUUACGGUUAAAAAAAACCAAAAAAACAAUGACAAAUUUACCAAGUAUAGUGCUCUGGGACAUUGUUAAAAUGUGAAAGGUGCUUUCUGAAUUAGUAGUUUUAUUGAGUGGCACCUCUCUGUUAAGUAAGUUGUGGUAUGGUAGUACUGCAUUGUACUUAUUCACAUACCCCUGUGCUGUCUGCAGUGUGUUUGAAGUGUGAUGUUCAGGAGAGGCUCCUCAGCCCAACCCUGCUCCCUGGAGCUGCAGACUUCACUGUGAAGACCGAAAGUGUCAGAGACUUCGAGCAGGUCCACAAGACCCCAGCCAAUCUGUACCGGCUCAGAGUCCUAAAGGCCCUGAAAUCCAAUGGGGUGUGUGAGUCUGUGUUCUUCGGACUUCCUCUCAUCAUAAGGCCCACAAACUGCUGGCAGCUGGACUGGGAUGAACUGGAGUCAAAUCACCAGAACUUCCAGGCCCUGUGUCACACCCUGAGGAACAGAGACUGGUUGCUGCUGGCACGCUGUGAGCCUCAGACUCAGGGACCGAGCUGGAGGGUCACUGUAUACUCGUACUAUGUUAUCCAGCCCUCCGCCUCCCUCACCCUGCUCAUGAAGCCUGUGGCGGUCAGGGAGCUGCUGCUGCCCUGCCACCUUCCUGUGGUGGACGAAGAACCACCAGAGACAGCACUCAGCACAAUACAGAGUUCACUGGAUGUACUGGAUGUGGACCCUGCAUACAACCCUUUGGCCCUGAAAAGCAACCUGUACAAGCACCUGCGUGGGCUCCUGGGCAGGACUCCCUACAGACAGCAGACACAGCGCAGAGAGCAGCGGCCCCCAGAGCAGCCGCCACACCGGCAGAACCCGCAGCAAAGCCGGCAACACCAAAGCAAAGUCAAAGCGACAGUGGCCCCUCUACCAUCGGCUUCCUCAAAGAGUUUCAGGCCAGCACUCACCAUGAACAGCUCCUACGACCUGACAUUCUGCUCCGACGAGGAGGAGUUCCUGACAGGCCUGUAGUUCAGCACAAGGAUACUCACUCGGGUGAAAAGACACCUAUGCUAGUGAUUGGAUUGUUAAUAACUGAGUGCAUCUCGUAACAAAACUGAAUGGAGAAGCAUCCCCCUGUUGGCCCUUGUGUCAGGGAAAGGUGGUCAGAUGGAACAUACUGCACAGUUAUGUAGAUCUGUGAUCUCAUAAUUGUUCAUAAACAAAAGGCAAUUAGAUUCUGCUUAUCAAUGGCUGUGUUGUCCAUGCACAGAUCCUUUAUCAAGUCUUAAUAUAAAGGCCAACUGAAAACAUGCCUUAUGGGAUUCAAUCAUCUUACCACCAAAAAGUCAUGUUUUAUUUGAAUUACUUUGAAAAUUAGAAACUCUAUUCAACAGGUGCCAGGUUUGUACAAAGCGCAGUUUAUUUCACAUAACCUAGAUAUCUGAGUGAGCUGCAUUUCAAUAUAAUUUAAAUGAAGUUAAAUCCUAAUCUGAAUUUAAACAAAUUUCGAAAAAAGAUUCUAUUCAAUUUUUAAACCUUCAAUACAAUAAUUUUUCUUCCAGUUCUGUUGAAAUAAGUUUCACAGUAUUCUAUUUUUACACAUAAGGAAAGUGUAAGAGGUUAUUUCUGCUUUUUAUGCAGUUAUUGCAUGCUGCUUUUUAUGUUUGUUUGCUUCUUAUAACUUUCCCAGGCCUUAAGUUUUAAUGAAAUUAAGAUCAGUUAUUUGUAUUAUUGAAUCCAUUCAACAGUUGAAAUGUGUUCACAUAAAUAAUCCUGUUUUAAUUUGUGUAGUGGGUGUGUGGUAGUCACUGCACACAUUUAGUCCACCUUCUCAAUUGUAACUCAAAACAUCCAAAUCACAUUUUAUAGGCAGCCAUGGUGAAAAUGGCUUCUCUGAAACUUUAGAACCCACCAUAGCACAGCAUGUGCUGAUCAAAGCACAUGUCUGUACAGUAAAACUUCUGUAAGGAUCUCCUGUAAAUUAGUAUGAACAGUUGACCCUUAUUUUUAAUGCAAAACUGUACACAAGAUUAAUUUAUAAUUAAUAAUUAGUUAAAAGAAAGGCAAGGCAGCACAUUUAUUAACCUUUUUACUGACAUUUCCUUCUUUGAAAAAAUAAAUUGCAAAGUGUCGCCCCCCCCCCCCCCCAAUAUGC